UUGGCCGGGGUAGGCCGUCAUUGUAAAUAACAAUUUGUUCUUAACUGCCUUGCCUAGUUAAAUUUAAAAAAAUUUAAUGAACGUUACCAUCGGCCUCUUUUGGAUAUGCACGAUAAGGUUUUCAAGUAAAGUGGUUUCAACAUUUGCAUUACAUUCAUAGCUCGGACAAUGCGUCGUUAUAGUUUGAUUUGGUCUACUUCCCCCUUCAAUUCACGUAGGGAAACUUUAGUACAUCUUCCGGCUGCAAGUGCUCACAUUUUAUGAGUCUAAAGUCUGCUUUAGGUGGAGAACAAAAAUAGCUUCAAGAGUAGUUCGUUCUUGUACAUUAACAGCUGUAUUCACUAUCCAAGUUUGCAUUUAACUUAGGACCAUGAAGCUGAUCAUCCUGAAUGAUUAUGACCAAGUUGGUGAGUGGGCUGCCAAGUACAUCAGGAAUAAAAUCAUUAACUUCAACCCUGGACCAGACAGAUUCUUCAUUUUAGGACUCCCCACGGGAGGUACUCCUCUGGGAUGCUAUAAGAAGCUGAUUGAGUUUUAUAAGAAAGGAGAGAUCUCUUUCAAGUAUGUCAAAACAUUCAACAUGGAUGAGUAUGUGGGUAUUCCUAGGAAUCACCCAGAGAGCUACCAUUCCUUCAUGUGGAAUAAUCUCUUCAAGCACAUUGACAUCAAAUCGGAGAACACCCAUAUUCUGGAUGGCAACGCUGCCAACCUUGUAGAGGAGUGUGAUUCCUUUGAGAAGGAGAUCAAAGCAGCUGGAGGAAUUGACCUCUUUGUUGGAGGUAUUGGACCGGAUGGCCACAUUGCCUUCAACGAGCCAGGCUCCAGUCUAUUGUCCAGGACCAGAGUGAAGACCCUGGCUCAGGACACCAUCCUGGCCAACGCACGCUUCUUUGACGGAGAUCUGUCUAAAGUACCCACCAUGGCUCUGACUGUGGGAGUGGCCACUGUCAUGGAUGCCAGAGAGGUCAUGAUUCUCAUCACGGGAGUACACAAAGCGUUUGCCCUGUACAAGGCCAUAGAGGAAGGGGUGAACCACAUGUGGACGGUGUCAGCCUUUCAGCAGCACCCUCAGACUGUGUUUGUGUGUGACGAGGAUGCUACCCUGGAACUGAGGGUUAAAACUGUCAAGUACUUCCGAGGGAUGAUGCAUGUGCACAACAAGUUGGUGGAUCCACUGCCUCCUAAGUAAGAUGAGGGAGUCACAAAAACAUCUGUAAACCUGCAAUAACCAAGAACUGAUGCCAUACUCCUCUGGAUAUGACAGCCGCCAAGGGUGGAUGAUCAAUUGUGUGUGUUGUACUGUGGUUUAUCUCAAGUUACAUUUUAUGUAACAUAAUAGUAAACCUACUUGUAGUGGGCUACAUCGAGUACAUUGAUUAUAGAACAUAAACCAGUGUGAUGUGACAUCACUGACAAUUCAAGUUUCUUAGCUACAUUGUUAAAUGUUUAAUACAAACUUGACUUUGAAUGUAUUUCAAUGAGAGUUAUUUGAAUAAAAUAACAUUGACAAUGAAUCUA
Oncorhynchus kisutch (coho salmon) is the source of this 1518-nucleotide messenger RNA. RefSeq names its product glucosamine-6-phosphate deaminase 1 (gene gnpda1). The record is from RefSeq and is a predicted model, not a curated record. Gene Ontology annotation, biological process: N-acetylneuraminate catabolic process; D-glucosamine catabolic process; carbohydrate metabolic process. Bases 371 to 1189 code for a protein of 272 amino acids. The transcript is spliced from 6 exons. Gene Ontology annotation, molecular function: glucosamine-6-phosphate deaminase activity; identical protein binding. Lineage: Eukaryota; Metazoa; Chordata; Actinopteri; Salmoniformes; Salmonidae. Gene Ontology annotation, cellular component: cytoplasm.